GAAAUUUUUGAAAAUUUCACAAGAGCAAUAAUUGAACAAGUGCAAAACUAUGAUUGCUAAUACAUAUCCGAUAUGGUAUUAACAAACCGUCUUUAUUGACUAUGAAAGUCAACACCAAACACCACUAUCAACCCGUUGAGAUUUGAAGUAGAGCGAGAUAAGCGAGGACGAAGCAAUGGCGGCACCGAUGAUGAUGGGAUGCGAUGUGAAUCACCAAAGAGUAAAAGGCAACGGCAUAUGGAUGCAUGUAGCUGAGAAAGGAUCAGGGCCGUUGGUGCUGCUGCUCCAUGGCUUCCCGGAGACCUGGUUCUCAUGGCACCGUCAGAUGGAGUUCCUUGCCGGCCACGGCUACCACGCCGUCGCUCCCGAUUUGCGAGGUUUCGGCGACACCGAUGCCCCCCUCUCCCCUUCUUCUUACACUUGGCUGCACAUCGUCGGCGAUCUCAUUGCCCUGCUCGACCACUUCUCUGUCCAACAGGCGUAUGUGGUGGGGACGGACUGGGGAGCUGUUGCCGCUUGGUAUCUGAGCUUGCUGCGCCCCGACAGAGUCAAAGGAAUCGUAGCUCUUUCCGUUCCGUUUGCUCCUCGCUUUACUAACAUUAAACCCCUCGAAUCAAUGAAGCAAAUGUUUGGAGAUGACUUCUACUUCUGCCAGUUCCAGGAAGCAGGGAGAGCGGAGAGGGCGUUAGCGAGGUACGAUUGCGCGACGGUUAUGAAGAAGUUCCUGCUCAUUAACAAGACUGAGAUUCUCAUCGCGCCUCCCGGAACCGAAAUCAUCGAUUUCCUAGAAACGCCGUCGGUGACGCCGCCGUGGAUCACGGAGGAAGAGAUUCAGGUGUUCGCCGACAAAUUCCAGGAGUCGGGCUUCACGGGCGGUUUCAAUUAUUACCGAGCCCUAAACUUAAAUUGGGAGCUGCUAGCGGCGUGGCAAGGAUCGAAGAUCGGAGUUCCGGCGAAGUUGAUUGUGGGCGACAAGGAUAUGGGAUUCAAAAGCGGCGGUACAAAGGAAUACAUCGAGAGCUCCACCUUCAAAACCUUAGUCCCAGAUCAUGAGAUCGUCGUUCUAGAUGGUCAUCACUUCAUCCAUUUAGAGAGGGCCCACCAAGUUUCCCACGAAAUUUUAUCUUUCAUUCUCAAACUCUCUUGAUUCAUUAAUAAUGUACGAUUCCAAAUAAUAAUAAUGCUAUAUGUGAUCAGUUCGUUACUCAA
Messenger RNA from Salvia miltiorrhiza (redroot sage), 1209 nucleotides. RefSeq lists its product as uncharacterized. The transcript is spliced from 4 exons. The coding region runs from base 176 to 1147 and encodes 323 amino acids. NCBI's taxonomy places the organism in Eukaryota, Viridiplantae, Streptophyta, Magnoliopsida, Lamiales, Lamiaceae. Gene Ontology annotation, molecular function: hydrolase activity. The record is from RefSeq and is a predicted model, not a curated record.